Molecule: messenger RNA, 5303 nt
Organism: Corylus avellana
Lineage: Eukaryota; Viridiplantae; Streptophyta; Magnoliopsida; Fagales; Betulaceae
Source: RefSeq, a predicted model, not a curated record
CUAAGCUAAGGUCUGGUUUUUGUGUAUUUGCUUUAGUUUUUUGUAACGCACGGAUAUGGAGACGGCGAGAGAACACAUAGAGGAGAUACGUAAGGAAAAGUUUUCGAUUGGCGGGAAAGAGAACCCAUUGACGGAGGAUCUUCACCAGGCCGUCAAGAACCUCUCUGCUGAACUUUAUGCUAAAGAUGUCCACUUCCUCAUGGAACUCAUUCAGAACGCUGAAGACAACAAUUACUUGGAGGGGGUGGAUCCAUCGCUUGAGUUCAUCAUAACUUCUCAGGACAUUACGGCCACGGGAGCUCCGGCGACAUUGCUGAUUUUCAACAAUGAAAAAGGUUUCUCUUCUAAGAAUAUAGAAUCCAUUUGCAGUGUUGGUCGCUCCACCAAGAAAGGCAACCGGAAACGCGGUUAUAUUGGAGAGAAAGGAAUUGGGUUCAAGAGUGUCUUUCUGGUUACUGCUAAGCCAUACAUAUUCAGCAAUGGGUAUCAGAUUCGGUUCAACGAAGAGCCUUGCCCACAUUGCAAUCUUGGUUACAUUGUCCCUGAAUGGGUGGAAGAGAACCCAACUCUUUCUGCCAUAAAACAAAUAUAUGGUUCUGGAAAAACUCUUCCAAUGACAACGAUAGUCUUACCUCUGAAGCCGGAUAAAGUCAAACCUGUGAAGGAAGAGCUCUCCAGCAUUCAUCCUGAAGUUCUGCUGUUCCUUGCAAAGAUAAAGCGGCUUUCUAUCAGGGAACAUAAAAAGAAAUCAAGACUCAGUACCGUCAAUGCAAUAGCUAUUAUGAGUGAGACUGACUUUGUGAUGAAGAAGAGCAUUGAUGCUGAAUCCUACACACUCCAUCUCUUAGCCGUGGAAAAGGAUAAGGGGCCCGACAAAGAAUGCAGUUACUACAUGUGGAAGCAGAAGUUUCCUGUUAGGCAAGAAAACAAAGUGGAAAGGAGAAUGGAAGUAGAAGAGUUGAUGUUCACUAACUUUCCCUUCAUAAUCCAGGCAGAUUUUCUUCUUGCAUCAUCAAGGGAAACAAUCCUCUUGGACAACAAGUGGAACAAAGGGAUUCUGGAUUGUGUGCCCUCUGCUUUUAUCAAUGCUUUGGUCUCGCUAACGAUCAGAACAUCAGAAAAUGCUCCAGUAUCUAGUUUGGCUCCCAUGUUCAAGUUCAUUCCUGUCAACAGCUCUUCUUAUCAAGAGUUGAAUAUCAUGAGGGAGUCAAUCAAAGCAAAGCUUCACGAAGAAAAUAUUGUUCCAAGUGAGUCCUACACAAAGCAGAAAUAUUUUCAUAAACCUCGAGAAGUUGGUAGGCUUAUGCCUGCUUUCUGGAACAUAUUGGAGAAGGCAAAGAAGGAAGGGGUGAGCUUGCUUGAUCUCUCAUCCCAUGGAAAUUAUAUUUUGAGUUCUGCAUUUGAUAGAAAGGAGUAUGAUCACAUAUUGAGUUUCUUGGGAGUGGAACCUGUCAACAACAACUGGUAUGCGAAGUGCAUCGGGAGUUCUAAUCUCGUUGUAGGAGUGUCAGAGGAGCUUUAUUUGGAGAUUUUACUGUUCGUUGCCGAUAAUUGGAACUCCAAAUUUCACAACACCAACAUAAGGAGCAUACCACUAAUAAAAUAUGUGGGUCUUGAUGGCGAUGUGUCUUUGUGCAGCGUAAAUGAAUGCACAUCUAGGAACCAGAAGAGGGUGGUCUCCUUAUCAAAAAUGAACGGUCAGGCGUCAUGGCUGGUUGACUGCAACAGGGAAUUCAAAUGUGUGGGCGAUCAUUUUUUUGUGCCAAAAAGCACACGACAAGCUAUCACCUCCUUCUCUAAGAGGGUCACAAUGUUGGAAUGGCUUCAAACUCAUGUGAAUAUUAAUACUGUUAAAGUAUAUGACUAUGCCGUUCACCUUAACAAUUCUCUCAAUAAUGACCGGAAGCUUGCUGUUGCCUUUGUUCACUUCUUAUAUCUCUCUCUCGAAAAAAAAUAUCUUUCAAAAGAGGAAGUGAAUUGUUUGUGUGGUAUUAUGCCUCUUGUAGAUAACUAUGGAGGUCUAAGCACACAAAGGAAAGGUGUCCUUGUCCCAGCUAAUGGAAGCAAAUGGGUGGGAUUGAUUGGUUCGAAUCCUUGGAGAGGUAAAGGCUAUGUUGAGUUAGCAGAAAACUACUUGCAUCCAGGUUGUUUUGCAGGUGAAUCUACUUCUGGAGAAGGGCUAUUAAAUUUUCUAAAAACUCAUGUUGCAGCUUCUGAUAUCCCUUAUAUAUCUCCUCCCAAUGCUGCAAUUCCUGCUGUUUCUGCACCACUUACCAUUGAAAAUGCUUUCUUACUGUUGGAUUGGAUUCGAAACCUGAAACGCAGAGGAAGUUCGAUUCCAGAGAACUUCUUGAAAUGCAUAAAGGAAGGUAGCUGGCUUAAGAUUACUGUCAAUGGCUGUUCUGGUUACAGGCCACCAUCUCAGUCAUUCAUGUUUACCUCUUCAUUGGGAAACACUUUGCAAAAUGGAUUAGUGCCUGUUGAUAUUCCGUUAAUUGAUCUAAGUUUCUAUGGAGAUAGAAUAAAUCAAUACAGGGAAGAGCUUGCGACUAUUGGAGUCAUGUUCGAGUACAAAGAAGCAUGUAAAUAUAUUGGGAAGCAUCUUAUGUCUCUUGCAGCUUCCUCCACUUCAAGUAGAGUCCAUUUGCUUUCUGUUCUAAAUUUCAUCAGAUUCUUAAGGGAUAAAUUUCUUCCUCUGGGCGAAUUCAUCAACAGUAUCAAAGGAAAAAGAUGGAUAAGAACAUCCCAUGGUGACAGGUCUCCAGUUGGAUCUGUUUUGUUUGAUCACGAAUGGAGAAUUGCAUCUCAAAUCAGUGACAUCCCCUUCAUUGAUGUAGAUUAUCAUGGGGAGGAAAUCCUUGCUUUUGAAGAGGAACUCAAGUCGCUUGGUGUGUUAAUUGGAUUCUGUGGAAAUUACAAGCUCGUUGAAGACAGCUUAAAAUCACCUUCAUGCUUGACUUCGCUGAAAGCUGAGGCUGUUCUUUUGAUCCUGGAAUGUAUACGCCAUUCUAGAUCAUCCAACAAACUCAUUGAGGCAUUGAAAGGUGUGAAAUGCUUCAAGACGGAUUUCGGUUACAAUUCUCCAGGAGAGUGUUUCUUGUUUCACUCACAAUGGGGUAGCAUCCUACAGGUUUUCAGAGGUUUCCCAUUGAUUGAUGAUGAUUUCUAUGGAAGCAGCAUCUUUGAUUACAGGAAUGAGUUGAAGCAAACAGGGGUGAAGGUGGACUUUGAGGAUGCGGUCAAAGUAUUUGCUCAAAGUUUCAGGCAGCAUGCUUCUUCCAUGACGAAAGAAAAUGUUCUCUCUUUCCUAUCAUGUUGCAGACAGCUAAAGGACACUCCUUAUAAGUUUCCUUCUGAUUUUAAGAAAUGCAUCCGUGAGGAGAAGUGGUUGCGGACUCGGCUAGGUGAUUCUAGAUCUCCAAGCAAUUGCAUUCUGUUUGGAUCAGAUUGGCAAUCAAUUUCUCCAAUUACUCUCCUCCCUUUCAUAGAUGAUAGUGACAACUAUUAUGGCAAGGGAGUUCAUGAAUACAAGAAAGAGCUUGAGAUGAUGGGGGUUGUUGUUGAUAUCAAAGACGGUGUGAAGUUCAUAGCUGCUGGUCUUCAUUUUCCCCAAGACCCCUCCCUCAUAACUCCUGGAGAUGUGAUUGCAUUGCUAGAAUGCAUCCGCAAUUUAUUGCAAGAUAAGAAUUAUUCCUUUCCGGACAAUUUCAGGAAAAGAAUUUCCAAGAAAUGGUUGAAGACCCCGGUUGGUUAUAGGCCUCCAGACAAGUGCGUACUGUUCCAUUCCAGAUGGGGUUCUUUUUUGAAGCAGACAGAUGGACCUUUUGUUGAUGACGGUUUUUAUGGUUCUAGUAUUACAUCCUACAAAGAAGAGCUCAGAGCAAUUGGGGUCACUGUUGAUGUGGACAAAGGAUGCCCAUUGAUUGCCAGCCACCUUGAUUUCCAUCUUGAAUUUUCUACUAUUGUUCGAAUGUAUAAUUAUUUGAGUGAGUUUAAUUGGGAGCCAGACAGUGAAGCUGCCAAAAGGAUUUGGAUUCCAAAUGGAAGUCAGAAUGGAAAUUGGGUCAGCCCUGUAGAAUGUGUUUUGCAUGACAAGGAUGGCCUCUUUAGUUUGCAGCUUCAGGUUUUGGAGAAACACUAUGAGCGAAAUUUACUUAGCUUUUUCUCCAAUGCUUUCCAUGUUAGAGGCAAUCCUUCAGUUGAUGAUUACUGCAAGCUUUGGAAUGUUUGGGAAAGCUCAGGAUACCCAUUGUCGCAUGCUGACUGUUCUAAGUUCUGGGUUUAUGUUUCGAAGCACUGGAGCGAAAAGACUGAGAGAACUCUUGCUGAUAACUUGGUGAAAUUACCUGUCGGUUCAGGCUCAGAAGAAAUAUUGCUGUCCAACAAGCAUGAUGUUUUCAUUGCUGACGAUCUCCAACUGACGGAUCUUUUUGAGCAGUUUUCUCCUCAUCCAUUAUUUGUUUGGUACCCUCGGCAAAGCUUGCCUUCUUUAACUCGGACUAUGUUGCUUGAAAUUUACAGGAAAAUCGGGGUUCGGACGAUAUCCGAAUCUGUUCAGAAGGAAGAAUCAUCCUUAGUGGAUGUUGCUCAUCCCAGUCCGGUGAAACGAAAGGAUGUUUUGCUUAAGAAAGGGCUGGUUCGGCUCAUCCUCGGUUUUCUAGCCUGCCCUACAAUGAAAAUGGAUGCUGAAAGGAGGCAUGAGGCUAUCAAAAGGCUUCUGAAUACUAUUUUCCUUCAGACAUUUGAACCCACCACGGUAAACUAUAGUUUAUCUCUUUCUUCUGGGGAAUUUGUCGAAGCAAAAGCAAGCCGAGUGGUACUUUGGGAUCGAGAGUCUUCAAAUUUCAUGGCACAGAAGUUGGACAGAUCUGGUGGAUACAAGAAUAUCAUCGAAUAUGCUACAUAUUUUUCUGAAGCAAUAUCCGAGGGUCUGCUAUGGGAGAACAGAGAUCGUAUUGGUGCACUCUCUGAGCUUAUAAAGUUUGGCUUCCUGCUGAAAUUUGAUGAGGAAGCAGUCAGGUUCUUAAUGAAGUCCAAGAAUUUGCAGAUUUUCAUGGAGGAUGAGGUGUUCCUCGCUUCUACCUUCCCUUCUGACUAAGUAUAACUGUGCUUCUUUCAUCUAUUUCCUUUAUAUGAAGACGGAAUCACUUGCUGCACUGCUGAUUCCAAUGCUCUGCCAUUUUCUUUUUUCUGGGCUUUUCUUUCUUUCUCUUUCUACGUUGGGAGUGCUUCUCUUGUAAUUAUGAACUAAAUGAUAAUGUGUGGUAUUGGUGUGCAUAUAAUUUAGAAAGGAUUUUUGUUUU